UGCUAAUAGUUCAUGCAUAUUCAGGACAGGAACAAAUCUGGCAUAUCUUUCGGCAAAGCAACAUAUGAUCAACGGAUUCAAAAUAUAACACGUUUCGAUACCUUAGGGUUUUUUGCAUUAAGUAACAAUUAUUCAUUAUAACUGUUGCCUUUCAGCAGUUUCUAAACCAUUAUAAAUAAAAUCCAAUUCUGUUCUUCACCAGACGGACAUUUUUAACUGUCAGACAUCAUAAUGAAGUACUCUGUAAUUGUCUGUAUUGUUUUAGUAGUAAUAAGUUUUCACGAAUCUUUACAAUGCAGGUGUGAUUGGGGAUUCUUCGAACUCGAAGGCAAAAACAUUCAUAACUCAAUCUGCCAUAACAGACAAUAUAUAUUGUUUAGGGCAGAUAAAAAAUCAGGAGUACCAGGACUUAGUAGUUAUAACGAGAUUGAUGGAAAAGUUCGUUUUACUGUUACCUUACUAAAAAUGUAUACGAACGGUCAUGAAGACAAUUUUGCAGGUGGAAGAACUGUGUUUUUGGAUGCUCCUAUGGCUAGUUCAAUGUGUUCAUAUAUUGAUUUUAAGAUAAGCAAGAAAUACUAUUUAAAUGUUUUCGGUGCAACCAAGGAUUCUAAAACCUUUGAACUUAAUGGGUGCCAUUAUUCAUCAAGUGUGGCUAAGAUAUCGGAUGUGGAACGUCGUAUUAUUACAGGAGAGUUGGAUUGUCCGGCACAGGAAAUGGUGAUGUCAUAAUUUACAUUAAACUUCAAUCAAUAAAAUUUCAUA
Mytilus trossulus (common blue mussel) is the source of this 765-nucleotide messenger RNA. RefSeq lists its product as uncharacterized. The coding region runs from base 232 to 732 and encodes 166 amino acids. The transcript is spliced from 4 exons. NCBI's taxonomy places the organism in Eukaryota, Metazoa, Mollusca, Bivalvia, Mytilida, Mytilidae. The record is from RefSeq and is a predicted model, not a curated record.